Molecule: messenger RNA, 2843 nt
Organism: Chrysemys picta bellii (western painted turtle)
Lineage: Eukaryota; Metazoa; Chordata; Testudines; Emydidae
Product: RING finger protein 39
Source: RefSeq, a predicted model, not a curated record
AGACACCACUAAGAAGAGCGACAUAAGCAAUCCUGCCCAUUCCUUCGAUAGCUCAGCUGGUAGAGCGGAGGACUGUAGAAAACUAACAGAGUCAUCCUUAGGUCGCUGGUUCGAUUCCGGCUCGAAGGACGGGAAUUUUUCCUGCCUGUUUUGAAUAUGGUAUCAUCUAAGAGUGUCGGGAUCAAGGGAGGGCAAUAGCCCCUCUGUCAAAGGAUGGAUGUGUUUCUCUUCCCAUAUCUCCCUGCUUUCUGGACGCCUCCCAAGUCACUCCCUCAACUUCAGGUGCUCGCGUUAGAUGGGAAGAUCUUUGCUGUCUGUGCAGCGCCCGGCACAAUGGGGCCCUGAUCUCAGCUGGGGCAGGGACUCUCUCUCCCUUUGUGUCUGUGCAGCGCCUGGCACAACGGGGCCCUGAUCUCACCUGAAAUAGCAGCUGGCCCUAAUAGGGACAAAAUUUAGGGUAAUAACCUAUCUCUCUGUGCAUGUGCAUCUUUAAAAUUUGUCUCCCAAGACUGGAUUAUGAAGAACAGACAAUGGUUGGAGCAAGGGGGUAGGGGUUGGAUGUCAGGGCAGCUGGGUUUUAUUCCCAGCUCUGGCAGGAGAGUGAGGGUCUCGUGACUAGAGCUGGUGGGGGGUUGGGUGUCAGGACUCCUGGGUUCUAUCCCCAGUUCUAGCAGGGGCAAGCUGGUCUAGUGCUUAGAGCAUGGUGGCAAAUGGGCGUCAGGACUCUUGGGUUCUACUUCCCCUCCUCACUGUUUAACCAGCAGCUAGACAUCUGUGACUCAGUUUCUCCUUCGGUACAGUGGGGCAAAUGCUUCCCUCCCUCUUGGGGAAUGUCAUUAACAAGCGUCUGCCGAGAGCAGGUGCCUUUCACAAGCUCUGCCUCGCUGUCAAGCUUUGAUCUGUCUCUUCCUCUCCAGAGUUGGCUGGAGCUUGCUGGAUUCUCCCCAGCUCUUUGCCCGGAAUGGCAUUUCCUGGCCUGGAGGCUUGGCCCUUUCACUAGUUACAGUGGUGACCUCUGGGCUCUUUGUCCUGCCUGUGCCCGCGACAGCCAUUGUACAUUUGGGCCAGGCCUAGCCCGUCCCCAAGAUCAGAGCAGCGCCUCUCCACUGCGCGGGGCAGCAUCAUGGUAAGCCUCUUUUCACUGGGGAAACUGAGGCACUGGACCUUGCCUAAAGUCACACAGGGAGUUAGCGGCACAGCCAAAGAUAGACCCCGGGAGUCCUGACUCCCAACCCCCUGCCAGUUCUAUCCCACUAGAUCGCACUCCCUUCUCAGGGCUAGGCACAGAACCCAGGAGUCCUGACUCCCAGCCUCCCCUGCUCUAACCCACUAGACCCCACUCCCCUCCCCGAGCCGGGGAGUAAACCCAAGAAUCCUGACUCCCAACCUUCCCGAGAUCACAACACCUUUGCAGAACCAGUCAAACCCACACGCUGCCUGUGCCGCAUUCCUGCCAGGGAGAGAAGCUGGCGGAGUGGAAGAACCAGACAGUUACGCAAGGGGAUGUUUACCUGGAGCCUCUCCAGCCCCUAGGGGAUGCUCCUCCCUCUCCGCCCACACCCUGCAUAAAGGGGAAGGAGUUGCCCGAGCAAAGAGAAAGGAGCCAUGGAAGGCCGGGGACCGGUGGCAGAGUUGCAGCGCUCCAUCAUCUGCCCUAUCUGCAGGGGUCCCUUCAAGGACCCGGUGCUGCUGGACUGUGACCACAGCUACUGCCGAGCCUGCAUCACGGGCCAGUGGGAGCGGGAGGGGGCGGGGGUGCUGUCCUGCCCCCAAUGCCAGCAGGUCUUCGAGCGGCGCAGCCUGCGCACCCACGUCAAACUGGCCGUGGAGGUCAAGAUCGCCCAGAACCUCAACGCCAAGACGGCCCAGGAGGCCAAGCCCCGUCGGCGGCGCGGCGGUUGGAUCCCAGUGUCGGUCAUGCCAGAGGGGCAGGGUGUCGGGAAUAUCUGCAGAUAGUGAGUGCCCCUUUCUUCUGCAUGGUCUAACGUGAUGCCGGACCCUCCCCAAACCGUCCACUCUGACCUGAGCCUCUCGGACAAUAUCAGGACCGUCCACCUGGGCUUUGGAGACCAGCCCUGGCUCCCAGACAACCCCUGAGAGAUUCAAUGUGCUCCCAAGCCAUGCCAGGCAGCCAGGGUGUCUCCUCCAGCCACAUGCAGCAGAGCUCGGGCGCGGCACAUACAGUGACCCCCUGUGGAUAGGCCUCAGCCUCGUGCCCACAGGGGUCCCCCCUCUGGGGGACAGGGACAAGCUGAAUGUCGAUGGACCAGCCCUGGGGACAGAUGCAGAAAUGUCUCCCCCUAAGAACAAAAGUGGGACCCACUGGCCCAUCUUAUGGAGCACAGCUGGGAAGAACCAUCUGGGGCUAAUGAUCAAAGCUGGCGCCCCCUAGUAGGGAAAGGCCCCAUGUCCCAUUUCCCCCCCACCCCCCCAGCCAGCUGGUCUCCCUGUCCUGGACCAGAUUGGAUCCUGGAACAAGAGUAGAGCCAAUGCCCCAUAGAGGGGAAAGGUUCCAUGUCCCAUUCCCUGCCCCCCGAGCCAGCCAGCCUCCCAACCCUGGGCCAGAUCACAGCCAUAGAAGGGAAAGGCCCUGUAUCCUAAUCCCCGAACCAGCCAGUCCCCCCAGCUUGGGGCCAGAUGAGGCCGGCCCAUAUCCCGUUCCCCUACCCCACUGAGUAUUUUCAUGCCGUCCGCUUUCUUGUCUCACCAGUUUUCCCUGCCGCUCUCCGCUGCAGCUGUGUUGUAUUCUUGUGUGGCUGCCCCUGGAGUUUGUAUUUAGUCCAGUGCAGGCCUCUAUUGUGAUGAAUUUUUUUUUUUUUUGAGCACAAGAGGAAAAAAUAAAC